This is a messenger RNA of Podarcis muralis (Common wall lizard), 6475 nucleotides long. Lineage: Eukaryota; Metazoa; Chordata; Lepidosauria; Squamata; Lacertidae. The record is from RefSeq and is a predicted model, not a curated record.
CAAUGUUAUGAGAACCAUUCAUGGUGUGGGAGAGAUGAUGACUCAAAUGGUCCUCAGCAGAGGUUCUAUUUUUCCUCUUUCUGUACCUGAUGUACCCCCAAGUGUCCACCCAAGCAAGCAAGCCAACAUUGUAGAGAGUGAAGAUGUCACUGUGAUGGACACCAAAUUUAAAAUCAUUGAGAUUUUACAGUUUAUUCUUAGCGUUCGGCUUGACUACAGAAUAUCGUACAUGCUGUCAAUUUACAAGAAGGAAUUUGGAGAGAGCAGUGAAAAUGUUGAUAGUUCAGUGACAUCUCCCCCUGACACACCAACUCUUACAUCAGGAGUUGUUCCUAAUAUAGAUGAAAUUGCUGCUGAAGCAGAAACUAUGUUUGCUGGCAGAAAAGAAAAAAAUGCAGUGCAGCUGGAUGAUGAAGGUGGCAGGACAUUCCUGCGAGUCCUCAUUCACCUUAUUAUGCAUGACUACCCUCCUUUGCUUUCUGGAGCCCUGCAGCUGUUGUUUAAACACUUCAGCCAACGAGCAGAAGUUUUGCAAGCCUUUAAACAGGUUCAGUUGCUGGUAUCUAAUCAAGAUGUGGAUAACUACAAGCAAAUUAAAGCUGAUCUUGACCAGCUAAGGCUUACUGUAGAAAAAUCUGAACUUUGGGUUGAAAAGAACAGCAGUUAUGAAAGUGGAGAGCUGGGCGAAAGUCAGGCAAAAGGAAGUGAUGAGCCCAUUGAGGAGUCAAAUAUUUUAAGUCCAGUCCAGGAUGGGAGUAAGAAACCUCAGAUUGACAGUAACAAGAGCAACAACUACAAUAUUGUUAUGGAGAUUCUGAUCCGCUUAAGCAAACUGUGCAUCCAGAAUAAAAAAUGUCGUCAUCAGCAGCAGCGCUUGCUUAAAAAUAUGGGGGCUCACAGUGUGGUGUUGGAUCUUCUGCAGAUACCCUAUGAGAAGACUGAUGAAAAGAUGAACGAAGUUAUGAACUUAGCUCACCUGUUCCUUCAGAACUUCUGUCGUGGAAACCCUCAGAAUCAAGUUCUACUUCAUAAACACCUCAACUUAUUUUUAACACCUGGUCUUCUUGAGGCUGAAACCAUGCGACACAUCUUCACAAACAAUUACCAUCUGUGCAAUGAAAUUAGUGAGCGGGUGGUGCAGCAUUUUGUUCACUGCAUCGAGACGCAUGGCCGCCACGUGGAAUAUCUGCGCUUUCUGCAAACCAUUGUCAAGGCAGACGGCAAAUAUGUUAAGAAGUGCCAAGAUACGGUAAUGACAGAGCUAGUUAAUGGGGGUGAAGACGUGCUGGUGUUUUACAAUGAUAGAGCAUCAUUUCCAAUCCUCCUCCAAAUGAUGUGCUCUGAGCGGGAUCGAGUGGACGAAAGCGGCCCUUUGGUUUACCACAUCACCCUGGUGGAACUGCUAGCAGCAUGUACAGAAGGGAAGAACGUUUAUACUGAAAUAAAAUGUAACUCCCUUCUUCCACUAGAUGACAUAGUGAGAGUGGUGACUCAUGAUGACUGCAUACCUGAGGUGAAGAUAGCAUAUGUGAACUUUGUCAAUCAUUGCUAUGUAGACACUGAGGUCGAAAUGAAGGAAAUCUACACCAGUAACCACAUCUGGAAACUAUUUGAAAACUUUCUUGUUGAUAUGGCAAGGGUUUGUAACACAACCACGGACAGAAAACAUGCAGAUGCAUCUCUGGAGAAGUAUGUCACAGAAUCAGUAAUGAGCAUAGUGAGUGGUUUCUUCAGUUCUCCAUUUUCAGACAACAGCACAAGCCUCCAGACACACCAGCCUGUUUUUAUCCAGUUACUGCAGUCUGCGUUUAGAAUUUACAACUGUACCUGGCCAAACCCAGUGCAGAAAUCUUCAGUAGAGUCCUGUAUCAAAACUUUAGCUGAAGUCGCAAAGAACCGUGGAAUUGCAAUCCCUGUGGAUUUGGACAGCCAAGUUAAUACACUUUUCAUGAAGAGUCAUUCUAAUAUGGUGCAGAGAGCAGUGAUGGGUUGGAGAAUGUCUGCCCGCAGCGGACCUCGCUUUAAAGAAGCACUUGGAGGACCUGCUUGGGAUUACAGGAAUAUCAUUGAGAAACUACAGGAUGUUGUAGCCUCCUUGGAACAGCAGUUCAACCCCAUGAUGCAGGCUGAAUUUUCGGUGUUGGUUGAUGUAUUGCACAGCCCUGAACUUCUUUUCCCUGAGGGAAGUGAUGCUAGAAUCAGAUGUGGGGCUUUCAUGUCCAAGCUGAUAAAUCAUACAAAAAGGCUAAUGGAGAAGGAAGAAAAACUCUGUAUUAAAAUUCUCCAGACAUUACAAGAAAUGCUUGACAAGAAGGAAAGCUUUGUGGAAGAGGGUAGCAACCUGAGGAAAAUACUUCUCAAUCGCUAUUUUAAAGGUGACUAUGGAACCAGUGUCAACGGUCCUCUGUCCAGCAACUACAGCAAAGCAAUGCAAGGAGGAGGUAGCUUUUCAGGACAAGAUUCAGAUAAGUCUGGUGUUUCAAUGCAAGAUAUUCAGUGCCUUCUGGAUAAAGAAGGCGCAUCAGAACUUGUCACGGAUGUCAUAGUUAGUACCAAAAAUGACAGGAUAUUCUCUGAAGCUAUCCUGCUUGGGAUUACAUUGCUUGAAGGUGGAAACACACAGAUCCAGUAUUCCUUUUACCAGCAACUGAAUGAGCAGAAAAAAUCGGAAAAGUUUUUCAAAGUUCUGUAUGAUAGAAUGAAAAUAGCCCAGCAGGAAAUCCGAUCAACUGUAACAGUGAACACAAUUGAUUUGAGCAGCAAAAAGAAAGACGAUGACAACAAUGACCUGACCGUAUCAGUUUCAAAAAAGAGAGUAAGAGAUUCAAAUCUGCUUCUGAAAGAAGGAAUGAAGGGGCAAUUAACAGAAGCCUCGAUGGCAACAUCUAAAGCUUAUUGCGUAUACCGCCGAGAAAUGGACCCAGAAAUAGAUCUCAUGAGUGCUGGAACAGAUGCCGGGAAUAUAGAUGAAAAAUCUUCAGAAGAAAUGACAAUGAGUCCUGCUAUUGUGAUUAUGCAACCAAUACUAAGGUUUCUUCAGUUAUUAUGUGAGAAUCACAAUCGAGAACUUCAGAACUUUUUAAGAAAUCAGAACAACAAGACCAACUACAACCUAGUAUGUGAGACACUUCAGUUUUUAGAUUGCAUUUGUGGAAGUACAACAGGUGGACUAGGACUUUUGGGCUUGUACAUCAAUGAGAAGAAUGUAGCUCUGGUGAACCAAACACUUGAAAGCUUGACUGAAUAUUGUCAAGGUCCAUGCCAUGAAAACCAGUCCUGCAUAGCGACACAUGAAUCUAAUGGCAUAGACAUUAUCAUUGCCUUGAUCCUGAAUGAUAUCAAUCCUCUUGGAAAAUACCGUAUGGACCUAGUGCUUCAGUUGAAGAAUAAUGCCUCCAAGCUUUUGUUGGCUAUUAUGGAAAGCAGGCACGACAGUGAAAAUGCUGAAAGAAUCCUUUUCAACAUGAGACCAAGAGAGCUGGUGGAUGUAAUGAAGAAUGCAUACAGUCAGGGUCUGGAGAGUGAACAUGAUGAGGAAAAUGGGGGUGACGGUGUUUCGCCAAAAGAUGUUGGACAUAAUAUCUAUAUAUUAGCUCAUCAGCUGGCUCGCCACAAUAAAAUACUGCAGCACAUGCUGAAGCCUGGGUCUGAUCCAGAAGAAGGAGAUGAUGCUUUGAAGCACUAUGCUAACCACACAGCCCAGAUUGAGAUCGUCCGUCAUGAUAGGACUAUGGAACAAAUAGUCUUCCCUGUGCCAAAUAUCUGUGAAUUCCUCACGCAUGAAUCCAAGUACCGUGUGUUCAAUACUACCGAGAGAGAUGAACAAGGAAGCAAAGUAAAUGACUUUUUCCAACAGACAGAGGAUCUGUAUAAUGAAAUGAAGUGGCAAAAGAAAAUCAGGAAUAAUCCAGCUCUAUUCUGGUUCUCCCGGCACAUUUCCCUCUGGGGAAGUAUAUCUUUCAAUCUGGCUGUUUUCAUCAACCUAGCGGUAGCUCUUUUCUACCCAUUUGGAGAUGAUGGCGAUGAAGCACAGCACAAGGCACAUCAGGGAUGGCGGUGUAGAGCAGUGUUUCCUAGAGCAGGGGUCCCAGGAUGUUCCAAGGGGGCCACAGGCACACUUUCUCCGUUAUUUUCAGUUCUUCUCUGGAUAGCAGUAGGCAUAUGUACAUUGCUGCUUUUCUUCUUCCCUAAACCUGUUGGUAUUCGCCCAUUUCUGGUGUCUGUAAUGCUCAGGUCCAUAUACACUAUUGGCCUUGGGCCUACAUUGAUCCUUCUUGGUGCUGCUAACCUUUGUAACAAGAUUGUAUUUUUGGUGAGCUUUGUUGGGAAUCGAGGCACAUUUACUCGUGGAUACAGAGCAGUCAUCAUGGAUAUGGCCUUCCUCUACCACGUUGCCUAUGUCCUUGUCUGCAUGCUGGGACUCUGUGUGCAUGAAUUCUUUUACAGCUUCCUGUUAUUUGACUUGGUGUACAGAGAGGAGACGUUACUGAAUGUAAUUAAAAGUGUUACGCGGAACGGACGCUCCAUUAUUUUGACUGCAGUAUUAGCGCUCAUCCUUGUGUAUCUCUUCUCCAUUGUUGGGUUCUUGUUCUUGAAAGAUGACUUCAUCAUGGAGGUGGAAAGAACACCUAUCACAGAAAGUGGCACUGUUCCUACCACAAGAUUAACAGCAAUGAUGGAUACAUGUUCAAAGGAGAACUGUAGUACUACAAUACCAGCUUUAAAAUUAGAUGAAGAACCAGAUGAGGAUGGGAUUGAGAGGACAUGUGACACUCUACUAAUGUGUAUUGUGACAGUUCUGAACCAGGGCCUGAGAAAUGGUGGUGGAGUGGGUGAUGUGCUCCGAAAGCCUUCUAAAGAUGAACCCCUCUUUGCUGCUCGAGUUGUCUAUGAUCUCCUGUUUUAUUUCAUUGUCAUCAUUAUUGUCCUGAACCUAAUUUUUGGAGUCAUAAUCGAUACAUUUGCAGAUCUCCGAAGUGAAAAACAAAAAAAAGAGGAAAUCUUGAAGACAACCUGUUUCAUUUGUGGGCUUGAGCGAGACAAAUUUGAUAAUAAGACAGUUUCCUUUGAGGAGCACAUAAAGGCAGAACACAACAUGUGGCACUAUUUAUACUUCAUAGUUCUGGUCAGAGUGAAAGACCCAACAGAAUACACUGGUCCCGAAAGUUAUGUGGCUCAAAUGAUUGUGGAAAAGAAUUUAGAUUGGUUCCCUCGGAUGAGAGCCAUGUCCUUGGUCAGCAACGAAGGUGACAGUGAACAGAAUGAAAUCAGAAACCUGCAUGAGAGAUUGGAGUCCACCAUGAGCCUGGUCAAGCAGCUUUCCAGUCAGCUAGCUGAGCUUAAAGAACAGAUGACAGAACAAAGGAAAAACAAGCAGAGGCUGGGCUUUCUUGGAUCAAACGCAGCAUCCCACGUGAACCAUCACAUGCCACCACACUGAUACCAUGGGGGGGGGGCAUGACUAGCGUUUCAUCAGUAUUCUCGCUUGAUUACAGAAUGAAAAAUCAGGAGUGGUGAACAGCGCCUAUUGUUACAAAGUUACAAACAACAGUGUGCCAGGAUGUUAAGUGGUUUAGCUCUGGGAACAAUUAGUAACUGUUUUUUCUUCACUUUGUGGUAAGGGGAGCUCUUCUACAUCUUUCCUCAGGCAAAACAAUUUAAAACUGGCGAGGGUGGGGUCGCAGUGGGGAGAGAUAGUACAACCUUAAUUUACUCUCUUGUAAUUCAGUUGGCUGCCAGGCAUGCAUAGGCAUGGCAGAAUUUGGUUCUGUUGUUUUGAAUGCCACCAUAUGAAUCCUUGUAAAACUAAUGGAGCAACCAAGAAACAGAGGAAAUAAUUUAUUAACACAUAAUCCAACAGCCUCAUUCGGAAUCUGUAGAAGUUCUUUGUUGUCACCUUUGCUGGCCAGUAUAAUUUGUUAUGUUUGUUUGGAAUUUUUGCUCUCUCUCUCUCUUCAAUCUAAUUACCGUAAAUAUGUCAUUGGAGGAGGCAAUAAUGUUAUGGCAAGUUAAUUUGCAUUGAAAGAUGAACAAAAUCACCCUCAAAGAAGCAUUGUUUUUCUCUUUAAAAAAAAGAGGGUUGCAGAGACAAGUAUUAAGGCUAAUAGAAAUUUUGCUGUCAGCUGUGCAAUUCCUUAUUUAUAAAAUAGAGCACAAAUGAACCUGCAGCUGGGAGAACUUGAAAUUUAUGCACAUAACCACUGACAACAUUAACUGGAAGUGAUUUCUUUACUCUUGAAUUUAGAUGUUCCCUAUUAAUGUGGCUGCAAGUAGAGAAUUCAACUAACGGUGGUCUUUAACUGUGUUUUAAAAUUCAUGUUCCAAGGAGAGAGUUGAGGAGAAAAUGUGAUAUUUUAGAACUAGUGUUAGAGAUUAAUUUCAGGGGGUAAACAGCUUUGAGAUGAACUGUCUAGAAAAAAUGUAAUGAUAUUGUUACUGUCCAUAAACCACAGGAAAAACUGCUAAUUAUUUUUUU